Molecule: messenger RNA, 414 nt
Organism: Symbiodinium sp. CCMP2456
Lineage: Eukaryota; Dinophyceae; Suessiales; Symbiodiniaceae
Source: the annotation of a GenBank genome assembly
AUGGAUCAUAUCGCAGAACUCGCACGCGCGCGGGAGAUGCACGGAGCGUUGGCAAUGCUCUCGCUCAUCCCGAUGGCGUCGGCUGAUGGAGAAGUGACCACCUCGCUGCCUACCUCGACCCCCACAGAGUGGUGCGACUGCUCCUGCUAUUGGAAUGGCUAUUAUUGUGGGCCGAGUGAGGCCGCCGACAAACGCUGCGAGGCGAGCAACCGUGACAUGUCGCAGCCUUACUGCUACGAUGAUGGCAACGGAGAGGAUGACCUGUACUCCGGCGCCGUCGAUGACGAAGCUGGAUCUUGUUGCAACGAACGGGACUCGUGGCCCACGACCGAGGCUGCUGUAAGCUUGUCUAAGACAUGCGAGCCUAUUCUGCGAUGGUGCCUGACAGCGACUGCCUUUGCCAAUCUGUUGUGA